This is a messenger RNA of Sphenostylis stenocarpa, 312 nucleotides long. Lineage: Eukaryota; Viridiplantae; Streptophyta; Magnoliopsida; Fabales; Fabaceae. The record is from the annotation of a GenBank genome assembly.
AUGUCUGGAAGAGGAAAGGGUGGCAAGGGUCUCGGAAAGGGAGGAGCAAAACGGCACCGUAAAGUUCUGAGGGAUAAUAUUCAGGGAAUUACCAAGCCGGCUAUUCGCCGUCUCGCAAGACGUGGUGGUGUUAAGCGUAUUAGUGGUCUCAUCUAUGAAGAAACCCGUGGUGUUCUUAAGAUUUUUCUUGAGAACGUGAUUCGUGAUGCUGUCACUUAUACCGAGCAUGCUCGCCGCAAGACUGUAACUGCUAUGGAUGUUGUAUACGCUCUCAAGAGACAGGGCAGGACCCUCUAUGGUUUCGGUGGAUAG